Messenger RNA from Epithele typhae, 1209 nucleotides. Its product is annotated as Metallo-dependent hydrolase. The record is from RefSeq and is a predicted model, not a curated record. The transcript has 7 exons. The coding region runs from base 1 to 1209 and encodes 402 amino acids. Gene Ontology annotation, molecular function: hydrolase activity, acting on carbon-nitrogen (but not peptide) bonds. NCBI's taxonomy places the organism in Eukaryota, Fungi, Basidiomycota, Agaricomycetes, Polyporales, Epitheliaceae.
AUGCCCAAGUACAUGCCCAAGUACCUUCUCAAAGGGGGGAAGAUCGCGACAAGCGUCAAGGGCAACGACGGCGUUCAGACGUUCUACGGAGACCUCCUCGUGGAAGGAACGACGAUGACCAAGAUCGAGGCGGUCAUCGACUGCACGGACAAGUGGAUCACGCCCGGCUUCAUUGACACUCACCGCUACCUCAUGACUGAAUACAUGAUCAAGAUGCCGUGGACCGUCCAGCCCGACAUCACCCCAGACGAAGUCCGUAUCGGCACCCUCGCCGGCUGCCUCGACCCCCUCCACAACGGCGUCACCACCCUCCUCGACCACUUCCAGGCGACGAUGAGCCCCGCGCACUUCGACGCCGCGCUCGCCGCCUCCGCGCCGACGCGCCUGUACCCCGCGAUGGAGUUCGGCGACGACGCGGCCGCGCGCGCGCGGCGGCUCGACCGCAUCACGCGCCUCGGGCGGGAGACCGGCGGGAGCCUGCGCGCGGACGGGCGCGUCACGCUCGGGCUCGCGUACGACGCGCUCAUAUCCGGGGCCGGGGGCGAGGCUGGGGCGGAGGCGCACCGCGGCUUCGUCGUGUCCGCGCACGCGCUCGCGGACGCUCACAUUACGACGUGGCGAGACGUGGGCCUCCUUGGGCCGGACUUGGUCUUUGGGCACUGUAACAACCUGCAGGGGCGUCCGGAGGCCGGGGACGAGGUGUGGAAGCUGCUGAAGGAGAGCGGGGCGGGGAUUGGGGCGACGCCGCUGGGCGAGCUGGGGACCGCACAGGGAUACCCCGUCGCCCUUGAAGGGACCGAGCAUGGAGUCAAGUGUGGUCUGGUAGUGCUCCAGUGGCAGCGCAGAAUGCACCACGCUGACGUUCGCGCCAACAAGUCCCCGGCCCCAUACAAGAACAAGUACAACGCGGGCGACGUCUUCCGCCUUGGGAACCUUGGAGGUGCAGAAGUCUUGAAUAUGGAGAACAUCAUCGGCACUAUCGAGGUGGGCAAGCGCGCCGACCUCAUUGUCUUCAACGCGAACUCUCCGAACCUCUGUGGGGUUGAGGAACCAGUGGUCGGCGCUGUCUUCUACGCGUCAAGCGAGGACGUGGAGAUGGUGCUUGUCCGUGGAGAGAUUGUGAAGAAGUGCGGGAAGUUGCGUUGGCCGGAGGACAGGCUCGAAGGAGAGUGGAAGAAGUGGUGGGAUACCAACGGACCACCCUUUUAG